GUUUGUCGGCGCCCGUUGCAAAAAAGGCCAACGCCCCACCGUUGAGGAAACGAAGAGGAAGAAGGUGACCACACACGGAGGGCAGCACUCGAGGAACUGCAGUGAGUGAGUACCCCUGCGUCCCGGCCGUCCGCACCAGUCCACCACGCCAGCCACGAUGGGCGGCGACAGUGCGGCCAUCGAGAGCACCACGCCGUCUUAUCCGUCGGUGGACUGGACGUGCCUCGACGAGGAGUAUCUGAAGAAGCGGCACCGCACCUACCAGAGCGCCCUCUUCGACAGCACACACUGGGACGACUGGAAGCCGCGCGAUACUGACGUCAUCGUUGCCACGGCUUACAAGGUACGUGUAGUAGUGUGUGGGCAGGGAAAGGGGAACGGCAGAUGGUAGUCGUGUUAUGGUUUGGUUUGUGUCUGUCUGUCGGUCGAUUGCCAUACCAUUUGGCCAGAGUGGUACGACGUGGAUGCAGCAGAUCAUCAACAGUCUGGUGUUCAAGGGCGAGGACCCCCCCGGCAACCAGGCCAUCAGCGACAUCUCGCCGUGGGUCGACAUGAGGGUGCCACCGAGGGAGGUCAAGAUGCCGUCCGUCGAGGCGCAGACGCACCGCCGCGUCCUCAAGUGCCACCUCCCCUCCGACGCACAGCCCAUCUAUCCCGAGGUCAAGUACAUCUACGUCGGACGCGAUGGCCGCGAUGCCUUCAUGUCGCUCGCCAAGUGAGAGCCCUGGGAGACGGGGAGGGAGGGAAGCGUGACAAUGUGUGCUGCGCUGUGUGUGUGUGUGUGUCAGCCACUGGAAGUCUGGCAAUGACAACUUCUACGCGGGCAUCAAUGGUGCGCCGGGUCGUGUGGGGCCCCCCAUGCCACGAUGGACCGACUUCCCCGGACUCGACGAGUCGAAAUGGUCAGCCAACAGGCAGCGACACCACACCACGCCACGCCGCGCGCACACAGAGUGUAUGCUCAUGCUCAUCUCUGUGUGUCGGUUGUCUGUUCAGGUUUGACUUGUGGCUGACCAAGGGGUGGUCCACACUGCCCUGGUACGCACACACACCUACACACCCACCCACCCACCCACACACAUAAACACACACGUGACUCAUCUCACCUGUUGCCCUUGUCGGGUGUGUGUGUGUGUGUGGUUUAGGGAGGAGGACGGCUGGCCGUUUUGGUCUCUGUUCACCAACAUGGAGUCGUGGUGGCACCUGCGUGGCCUGCCCAACGUGCUCUUCGUCCACUUCAACAACCUCAAGCAGGACCUCCCCGGCGAGAUGCGACGCAUCGCCCAGUUCCUCCAGAUCCCCAUCGACGAGGCCAUCUUCGACAAACAGGUACACACGCACACACACACACACGCACGCACGGCAGAUGGUCUCAUGUGUGUGUGUUGGAAGGUUGAGCGCUGCACGUUUGAGUGGAUGAAGAAGAACGGCGACAAGAUGGCCCCGGGAGGCGGCGCCUUCUGGGGCAAAGACGCCAAGGAGGGCGGCAAGGUCUUCAUCAACAAGGUAAGCUAGCGACUCACACCACACCCCACACCCCACAGUCCUUCCCACACAUGUCGCUUCGUCUGUCGCUGGUUGCCAUCUUCGUUCAGGGCACCAAUGGCCGGUGGAGGGACGUGCUGACCCCCGAGCAGGUGGCCGCCUAUGAGGCCAAGGCGGCCGCCCUGCCGGAGAGCUGCGGCCACUGGCUGGCCACGGGCGAGUUCCUCCCGGGAGACAUCGGCGCCAAGCUCGUCGAGGGCAAGUACAAGGCUCCCGCCGAGGGCGGUGCCAAGGACGGCAGCAGCAAGCUCUUCAAGCCGCUGGCCGGCCCCAUCGCACUCACAUGGCCAUUCGACGUGUGCGCCUCCUGCAACGGCCGGCCGACGUCAUCCAAGUCAUCCAAAUCAUCGUCCAAGUGAUCUGAUCCACACAGAUGACGGCGAGGUGGAGAGGGUGGCUUGUGAUGGUGUGUUUGGGGGUGGGGGGGUGGGUGUUGGUCGUCGUGGGGUGGCAGGGGUGCUGUUGAUGUGAUGUGCCGUGUGGUGUUCGGUGUUGACGGACGUGCUGUGUGAGCGUCACUUGUUGAUGGCUGCGUGUACAGUACAACACAAUGGUUGCUUGGUGCGCCCUGCUGCCUACCUGCGUGUGUGCCUGCGUUCCUGUGGUGUGCACCCCACAGACACCCAAAUGGUUUUGGCUGGCUGGCUUGAUCCAUCCCAUCUAUCUGUCGUCGGUGUUUUGCCCGCCCGAGUGGUCUUGACUUCUUAACUUUAUGACACAGCACGACAGACAGACAGACACAGCGCAGAGAGGAGAGGAAGACGACAUGGAGGUGGCACAGAAAGUAUUUUGCCUUCCCUCAGGGCAGGGGGCAGAGCUGACAAGCCACCAGAGAGAAGGCCAGGCAACAAGACGAAAAUAACACUACACACGCAGCUUUUGCUUCUGGGUGCGUGCGCGUGACAUGUGUGUGCCCACUGUGAUGUGCCUCAUGUCCACGUGUGACCUUUUCUCGUCGCUUCUGGUAACGUUUCUUCUCUCUGUCGCGUGUGGCGAGAGCCGUUGCGAUGGGCGAUGAGAAGAAAAGGCCACACACGGACAGACAGACAGACAGACAGAGAGAAAGAGAGAGUGGCAUGCUCCCUUGCCGUGAUGCCCUCGGUCUCUGGCAGCUGAUGGUCUCAGCCCCAGUGUUGUCACAUCCCAUUACCGGCGAUGCGACGGCUCUAGGAAAAGAUCAUCAGAUGCAGCUGAGACCGAGGCACCGUGCAGAGAGGGAGCCGAGGAUGAGAGCCAGCCGAGUUAGAUGUGUUGUCUUAUCCGAUUGUGGUUGAGAGAGGAGAGAGAUGAGAGCAGAUGAGAGCACUUGGGCGUGCGACGGAUGCGGUGCGAUGGGACUGGCGCGUCACCUGCGGCUUGAUCGAUAGGCGGGUCGACCCGCCGUGGUUGUCUAGAUGGUCCCGUUCUGUGUGUGCUGAGUGAGAGAGACAUGACUGAUGUGGAUCGUGCCGUGCCUGUCAUGACCACAGAGAGACCGCCCUGGUGUGUUGGUGUUGGUGUGCGCGGAAUUGUGUACCUACCGACCGACAUUGCGAUGUCCGUCGUGACGCUGUGCCGAUGUCAUGGUGCUGUGUGUGGAUGGAUGGAUGGAUGUGUGUAUGUGUGUGCUGCAGUGCGUGUGGCUGUUUUGUCCUGCCUGUCGAUAGCUAGCUGAUGUAAUGACUGACAUACCAUACACACACAGAGGGGAGAGGGGAGAGGGGAGGUUGAUUGGUUGUUACUGCAGGCUGCGUGUACUUAUCACUGUCUUGUCUGUCUGUCUGACAUAUCCCUCUCAUCCUAUCCCUCUUGUACAGCACAGAACAGCACAGCACAUUCAACGGCGCACGGCACGGUCGCUUUAUCGACCGGCCGACGGACGCUUACUGCUGCUCUUACCUGUUGUCUAAACACGACUGGCUGGCUCAUCUCAUCUCAUCUGUGCCUCCCUCGGUGGGUUCUGGUGGUUUAGCUCGUUUCGCCUGAUCGGAGGGAGGGGAGGGCCUGCCAGAUCAGAUAAAUGAGUGCAGGUGUUCCCUCCCGACGGUCUGUCUGGGCGGGCACUGUGCGAACCACCACUGUCGCUGGGCAGGGCACACUGUGUGGCUGCCUGUCUGUCUGGUUUGUGUGGUGGUGAGGUAUACAGACACACCGCAAAUGGAUGGAAUUAGAUACCAGACUCGCGAGAUGUUCAAUGCUAGCAGCACCC
Molecule: messenger RNA, 3733 nt
Organism: Vitrella brassicaformis
Lineage: Eukaryota; Vitrellaceae
Source: the annotation of a GenBank genome assembly